Salarias fasciatus (jewelled blenny) is the source of this 5220-nucleotide messenger RNA. RefSeq names its product DEP domain containing 5, GATOR1 subcomplex subunit (gene depdc5). NCBI's taxonomy places the organism in Eukaryota, Metazoa, Chordata, Actinopteri, Blenniiformes, Blenniidae. The record is from RefSeq and is a predicted model, not a curated record. Bases 232 to 4995 code for a protein of 1587 amino acids. Gene Ontology annotation, cellular component: lysosomal membrane; GATOR1 complex. Gene Ontology annotation, molecular function: GTPase activator activity. Gene Ontology annotation, biological process: intracellular signal transduction; negative regulation of TORC1 signaling; cellular response to amino acid starvation. The transcript is spliced from 44 exons.
CAGUCGCUCAGAUGUCAACUUCGCAAGCGUGCUGUCAUUUUCACCUUAAAAUAACAGUUUUGCUUGUUUAAUUUGUACGGAAAUAGUUUUAUUGCAAGUGAUCCUUGUAACGGCUUUGAAGCUGACGCCGGUGAACGUGCUGAAAGAGGAAAACUUGUUUACUCCUCUAAGAAUUAAUUCUUCCUGUACAUCAUCUGAAGGAAUCUCAGAUGUCCUGCUCCAGAUUUCAUCAUGAAGACCAAUAAGUCCUACAAGCUUGUGGUGCACAAGAAAGGAUUCGGUGGCAGCGAUGAUGAGUUGGUCGUCAAUUCAAAAGUUUUCCCUCAAGUCUGCUUGGGGGACAUAAUUGAGAUCGCACAUCCUACGGAUGAGUACAGCCCUCUGCUGCUGCAGGUGAAGAGCCUCAAAGAUGACCUGCAGAAAGAAACCAUCAGUGUGGACCAGACUGUAGCACAAGCUUUUAAAUUGCGGGCGUACCAGGAUGUCUUCGUCAGCAUCGUGGACCCGAAGGAAGUCACUCUGGAUCUGGUGGAGCUGACGUUCAAGGACCAGUAUAUUGGCAGAGGGGACAUGUGGAGGCUGAAGAAGAGUCUGGUCAGCACUUGUGCUUAUAUAAGCCAGAAAGUGGAGUUUGCCGGCAUCAGAGCCCAGGCCAGCGAGCUGUGGGUGAAAGGAGAGAAGGUGACCUGUGGAUACAUCCACGAGGAUACGAGGGUGGUCUUCAGGUCCACGUCCGCCAUGGUCUACAUAUUCAUCCAAAUGAGCUGUGAAAUGUGGGACUUUGACAUUUAUGGUGACCUUUACUUUGAAAAGGCCGUCAACGGUUUCCUGUCGGACCUCUUUGCCAAGUGGAAGGAGAGGAACUGCAGUCAUGAAGUGACGGUCGUUUUGUUCUCACGAACUUUCUACAACGCAAAGUCUGUUGAGGAAUUUCCAGAGAUUCUGAGAGGCUCCAUCAGACAGGACCACGAGGGGCGAUUUUACGAGGACUUCUACAGGGUGGUGGCCCAGAACGAGAGACGAGACGAGUGGACGUCUUUACUGAUCACCAUCAAGAAGCUCUUCAUCCAGUAUCCCGUCCUGGUGCGGCUGAAGGAAGCAGAUGGUUUCCCGGUGGGCUACAACUCCACCGCGGCUCAAGGGAACUACCUGGAGGCAAUCAAUCUUUCUUUUAAUGUGUUCGAUAAGCACUUCAUAAACCGUAACUUCGACCGCACCGGUCAGAUGUCGGUGGUCAUCACGCCCGGCGUCGGCGUGUUCGAGGUGGAUCGUCUGCUCAUGAUUCUGACCAAACAGCGUAUGAUUGAUAACGGCAUUGGUGUGGACCUGGUGUGUAUGGGGGAGCAGCCACUGCAUGCGGUCCCGCUAUUCAAGCUGCACAACAAGGCCAGUUCUGGAGACUCUCGACUGGGAGACGACUAUAACCUUCCUCACUGGAUCAACCACAGCUUCUACACCUCCACGAGCCAAAACGCCUGCAGCUCCUUCACCCCUCGGAUCAAACUGGCUGGUCACAUGCUCCAUGCUGAAAAAUUCAGGAGCAGCAGAGACCAGUCUCUCUGCUCCUCGAAGGACUCGGACAACAGCCUGCCCAUCCAGGUGGACUACAACGCUUACGACGCUCAGGUGUUUCAGCUCCCGGGUCCCUCGCGAAUCCAGAGGACCUCCAACCUGAGGGCCGGCCGGGAUAAGGAGUCCAGCGGCAGGAAGAGCUGGGGCUCGGUGGACGUCAGCACGGGGAUGGGCCUGUCUCCCGUCCGCCUGGGAGGCCACGAGGAGCAGCCCAGCGUGGCCUCGGACGACAGCCUGGGGCAGGAAUCCAACAUGCUGCUCAUCCCUCGCGCCCCCAUGGCCCAGUACGAAGUCAGCAGCUCUUUGGGAUACACGAGCACCAGAGAGCUGCUGGAGAAGAUGAUGGACUCUCAGCGGGAGUCCAGCGCUCCGGGCCGGUUCACGGUGGGGAGCGCCGAGUCCACCCUGCACAUCCGCCCGGGGGGCUACACCCCCCAGAGAGCCCUCAUCAACCCCUUCACCCCGUCCCGCAUGCCCGUCAAGCUCACCUCCAACCGCAGGCGCUGGAUGCACACCUUCCCCGUCGGCCCGUCCGGCGAAGCCAUCCAGAUCCACCACCAGACCAGGCAGAACAUGGCGGAGCUGCAGGGGAGCCAGCAGAGGGACCAGGCCUACACCUCGGCGGAGCUGCUGGAGCUGGCCUACCACGAGGCCACCGGCAGGCAACCGGCCUCCUGGCAGGCAGGAGAGAACGGUUUUCACUACGGCGCCGCCGGAGAGGAGUUCACUGGAAGUCCGGGAAGCAACAGCGCCGGCGGCGCAUCUCUGAGCAACUGCGGCUCCUCGUUUCAAGACCCGUCGACCGGCGGCGCCGAUCCAACCCUGCUGCUGUCUGCACCCCCGACAGUGCCCGGGUUCUGCUGCACAGUCGGGGUGGACUGGAAGUCGCUGACGACGCCGGCCUGCCUGCCGCUCACCACCGACUACUUCCCGGACCGGCAGACGCUGCAGAACGACUACACGGAGGGCUGCUACGACCUGCUGCCGCACAGCGACCUGGAGAGACGAGAGGACGACGCCGCCGUGAUGAGCGCCUCUCAGGUGUUUGAGGAGUUUAUCUGUCAGAGGCUGAUGCAGGGCUACCAGAUCAUCGUCCACACCAAUAACACCAAGCCACAGCCGGCCGUGACCACGCCGCUUGGAAGCAGUCCUCUUUACUCCAGAGGCCUGGUGUCUUUGCGUCGAGCCGAGGAGGAGGAAACGGUUUACUGGCUCAGCAUGGGCCGCACCUUCCACAAAGUCUGCCUGAAAGACAAGAUCAUCACUGUUACACGCUACCUGCCCAAGUACCCGUACGAGUCGGCUCAGAUCCAGUACAGCUACAGCCUGUGUCCCCCGCACUCCGACGCUCAGUUUGUGUCCUGCUGGGUGGAGUUCGGACACGAGAGGCUGGAGGAGUAUAAGUGGAACUACCUGGAUCAGUACAUCUGCUCCGCAGGCUCCGAGGACUUCAGCUUGAUCGACUCCCUGAAGUUCUGGCGGACACGCUUCCUCCUGCUGCCGGCCGGCGGCGCCCGGCGGGUGGCCGACGUGGAGGGCCACUGGGACGUGUAUGGCGAGGGCCCCUGCGCCGGCAUGGCUGGAAACGGAGACUGGAACUUGCUGGAUGGCUUCAUCCGAUUCCUGGAGGGGCUCAACCGCAUCCGCCGACGCCACCGCUCCGACAGGAUCAUCCGGCAGAAAGGCACCCCGCUGAAAGGCCUGCAGGUCACCAGUCCUCUCCUGCCGUAUCCCACGGAGCCUGUGGCGCCGCCGCAGGGGAAGAAGGGCACCUCGGCGUUGACGGCCCUGCUGGAGAUGGAGCAGAACCAGAAGUCUCUGGAGGAUCAGCAGCAGUCGAAGCCCUCGGCGGCGGUCGGCGACGCCUCGAGUGUCGUCUCGGCUCCCACGCACAUAGACAGCCCCCGAAAGGACACUGCCUUUAUUUUGGAUUUUAUUCGUAGCCCUCGCUCCUCCUACAUCUAUCACUCCCAGCUGCCGUCUGAAGCCGCCGAGGCUGCUGAAAAAGGAGCGACGCCCGGAGCGACGCCUGGACCACCAACGCAGCCUGCAGGAGACACCACGCCCGGCGCCGCCGACCCCAGUGGUCCGUCUGCAGGCGGGGCGCUCUACCUGUCCUCUUCCUCCACGCUGUCCGAGAUCCUCGAGGCCAUAAAGCAUCCUGUGACGGGUGUCCAGUUGCUGCCGGAGCAGAAAGGCCUGCCUCUGAACUGCUUCAUCAGCGCCGAAGUCGUUCACUGGCUGGUGAACAACGUGGAUGGCGUGACCACGCACGUGAUGGCUGUGGAGGUCAUGCAGAAAAUGCUGGAUGAAGGUCUGGUGGCUCAUGCUUCAGGAGACGCCAUGCGCUCCUUUGUUUACGGCUUCUACUUCUACAGAAUCAUGGGAGAGAAAGAUGGCCUGACCUCUCAGCUCCCCACCACGGUGGCCGGCGGCUGGUCGACGGCGGCGGUGGAGGACUUCGCCCUGUUCCAGAGGAAGUGGUUUGAGGUGGCGUUCCUGCUGGAGGAGCGGCGGCCCUGCGACCUGCCGGCCUUCCUGCUGCCGUGGCUGCCCAGCCGGCCGGCGUCGUACGCCAGCAGGCACAGCUCCUUCAGCCGCAGCUUCGGCGGACGCAGCCAGGCGGCCGCACUGCUCGCUGCCACCGUCCCGGAGCAGAAGACGGUCACGCUGGACGUGGACGUCAACAACCGCAGCGACCGGACGGAGUGGUGCAGCUGUUACUACCACGGGAACUUCUCUCUCAACACCGCCUUCGAAAUCAAGCUGCACUGGAUGGCCGUCACCGCCGCGGUGCUCUUUGAGAUGGUUCAGGCGUGGCACCGGAAGGCGGCGUCCUGCGGCUUCCUGCUGGUCCCGGUGCUGGAGGUGCCGUUCGCGCUGACGUCUUCGCUGUACGGCGACCCGCUGAGAGCGCAGCUCUUCAUCCCACUCAACACACACUGCCUGCUGAAGAACGGCAGCGACAGCCUGUUCGAAGGUUUUGAACCGGAGACGCACUGGGACCGGAUGCAGCUCUUUCAGGAGGCCAUCCUCUACAGGUUUGGCUUCGUGCACGAUAAGUUUUCUCCCUCCACUUUCAGUUUCCCGUCUGAGAACAAGCCUCAGUACAUCCAUGUGACAGGCACGGUUUUCGCGCAGCUGCCGUACUCCAAGAGGAAGUACUCGAGCGGGCAGCAGCGCCGCCGCAGGAACUCCACCACCUCCAACAGCCAGGGCGCGUUCGGCUGCGAGGACCGGGUGGGCUACUACUGGGCCUACAACACCAUGCUGACCAAGGCGUGGAGGAGCGGCGUGCUGGGCGACGAGCGGCUGGCCGACCGCCUGCUCAAGGACUUCACCGACUUCUGCUCCAACAAGGACAGCAGGCUGCUCCACUUCUGGGACAACUGCCAGGAGAAAAUGAACGCCAGCGCCCCCUGACCGCGGGGGGCCACGGCAGAAAGCGAGCCCGGCCUGGACUGGAAGAAACACCCAGCAGCGUCAUUCAGGCCGGUUUGAAGAGACUGACUCGGUCACAUUUUGCACACUGAUGUGAAUGAACUGUUGCUCCUGAGUGGUUUGGAGCCUGAGCCGCUGUUCAUCAGACUGAUGAUAUAUUUAAAAACAAGUAUGGCAGCAAUUUCAGUAUUAAAGCUUUAAGAAGGA